AUGGGCUUUCUCGACACUUUUCGAGGUCGCGAAAGCACUACCCAGACCGCAGGGGGAGUAUAUAAGGAGAAUCAAAAUGAGAAACCCCUCACCGAUGGCCAACGGCCAGACGAGGCUGAGACACCGAUCUCAGACGGGUCGCAUCAGGGCGACAUGUUCGACGAUGCGAAAGAACUAGCGCAUAACCCCGACACAGUCACCAGCGAUGCGGAACUGGGUCAGCAGAAGGCCGAAGCAGCGGCGUUGGUAUGGGGUCGGCCGGCGUUGGUGGGGAUCUAUGCAUGGAUCUGGAUUUGCACAUUCAUGUUGGCGUUCCAUUCGACGAUCAGCGGUGUCUUGAUCAACUAUAUUCAGAGUGAAUUCCAAAGCGCACCCCAGGUCUCGACGUCGUACAUUUUGGCCAAUAUCGUGGGCGGGGUUAUGAAACUCCCUUUGGGUAAGACGCUGAAUCUGUGGGGUCGUGCAGAGGGCACCGUCGUCUCUGUCUCGGUGUACCUGCUUGGCAUGGUCGUGCUGGCCUCGUGCAAUGGACCCAGCGGGUACGCGGCGGGCUACACGCUGUAUUGGAUCGGGUACUAUUGCUUGUACCUAAUUUUGAAUGUGUUUGUGGCCGAUACUUCUGGUCUCAGGAACCGAGCGUUCGCUUUUGGAUUUAUGCAGACGCCGUUCAUCUGCACGGCCUUUACGGGAUCGCUGGCUGCGAACUCUAUCUAUACUAAGUAUGGCUGGCGCUGGGGAUACGGGAUCUUUUGCAUCGUGACGCCGUUCGUCUUCUUGCCGCUGGCGAUGGUGUUCAAGUAUUAUGAAAAGAAGGCAGUGAAGCAGGGUAUUCUCCGCAGGCAACCGAGUGGUCGGACGACGAUACAGUCGAUCAUUCAUUACAUUCACGAGUUCGAUGUUGUGGGAGCAUUCUUGCUCAUGGCCGCCUUCAUCCUGUUCCUGCUGCCGUUCAGUCUGGCGCAGAAUGGCCGUGCCGAAUAUGCAGGCGCAAGCUUCAUCGCUCCUCUUGUCAUCGGCGUCGCGAUGUUCUUUGUCUUCGCCGCAUGGGAGAAAUGGGGUGCACGAACCCACUUCAUUCGAUAUGAAUUGAUCAAGCGUCCCACCAUCCUGGGCGCCUGCAUAUUGUCCGCCACUCUUUUCUUCAGUUUCGAGCUGUGGGACCAGUACUUCUACAACUUCAUCAUCAUCACCUAUGACAUCGGCACCGUCUACGCAGGAUACAUGCUCCAGAUCUACAACGUCGGCUCAUGCUUCUUCUCCCCGGUCAUCGGAGCCAUCAUCUGGUCCACAGCACGCUUCAAGUAUAUUUCCCUGUUUUUCGGAGCCCCCCUGAUGCUCCUCGGUUCCGGAUUGAUGAUUUACUUCCGUGGCGCCGACCAUGGCAUCGGCUACAUUGUGAUGUGUCAGAUUUUCAUUGCUUUCGCCGGUGGCACCCUCGUCAUUGGCGAAGAUAUGGCCGUCAUGGCCGCCGGUGGUCGCGAAGGCACUCCGAUGAUGCUGGCCCUCAUCGGACUGUUCUCGAACAUGGGUGGUGCCAUCGGCUUGGCUGUCGGUGCAGCCAUCUAUAACAACGUCUUCGUCGAUACCCUCGCCGGGCAAUUACCACCGGACCUGAAAGCCAACGCUACUCAGAUCUACACCGACGGUAUCAACGUCCAGUUGACCUAUCCCUUCGGCACACCGCUUCGAGAUGCGGUCGCAUACACCUGGGGCCAUGCCCAGCGCAUGAACUGCAUUGCCUCGACUGCUAUCUUGGCUCUGACCAUUCCCUGCAUCAUGGCCUGGAAGAACUACGAUGUCAACCAGAAGCAGAACAAGGGUCGCAUGAUCAUUUAA
Messenger RNA from Penicillium olsonii, 1836 nucleotides. The record is from the annotation of a GenBank genome assembly. Lineage: Eukaryota; Fungi; Ascomycota; Eurotiomycetes; Eurotiales; Aspergillaceae.